GCUAAAAAGUCUGCUAAGAAGAAGCUUGAGAGGCCACAUGCCACGGAACUCUCCAAAAAUAUGGGCUUUUGCAGAACUGAUGUUCAAGAAGAUGACUUAUUUCCAGUUCUCAACUUGAGAGACAGGUGCCUAUUUAUCACAGGUUUAUAAACCAAUUAUCUUGAAAGUGAGAAACACAGAAUUUGAGACCACGUGAUACAUAAUUUUACAAAGUCUGCAAAGUCAGCAAUUCCAAUCCUACACUGUGGCUCAUUUUGACUUCACAGAACAAAAAUUUGAGGCAUUUCUUGCACAUUUAUACUCUCAAAUUUCUGCAGUGAUGCCAGCUGAUAUCAUGAUAAUAUUGUUAUCUGCUUGAAUGUCUUUGAUCUGUCAAGAAACGGUGAGAUAAAAUUGAUAUGUAUUUUUGAGUGACACCACCUUGAAAUUCCAACCUUAGCAACCUACAAACACUGAGAUGUUAGUGAGGAUUCAAGUUAUUGGGAGUCAACUGUACGUAAUUUAAUUUUGCAAUAUGCAUGGAAUAUUCUUAAGCCUUGACAAAGUUAAUUGUUCACAUUCUAAUAUAUGAUUAUAAAUUACAAUAUCAAAUAACUGUAUUUCAUUUCAAAAUCAUUAACAAUACAAUGCCAACAACAUUUUUUUUGAACUCAUUUUAGAAUGUUAAUUCUGGUGUACCACAGACGAGAACGUCUGGAGCUGACAAUGCCCCAUACAACAAAUGUGAUUGAUUUGAAGCUGAAAAUCCAGAGUUUAACUCAGAUUUUACCACGAAACCAAAAACUAUUCUUUAGAGGCACACAGGUUAGUAUGAAGGGGGCAUUUUGAGGCAACAAUUUUAAAACAAUAACAUUAGGAUGUCAUCAUAUAUCACAUACAGUUAUGAUUCAGUUGAAUAGGGGAUCAAAAGUCAACUAGCUUAGAUUAUACCUGAACCCUCAGAUGAAAGGAAACUACUAUGUUUGGGCUGGAAUGCUUUUUCAAUAUGCAUAUUUGAUGGCUAUAGAAAGGUUCCCAGCCAUUUUUUAUUUCAUUAGCCAAAGCAUUAUCAUUUUACAUAAGGUUUGUGAAGGUAGAUGACAUGUUUGUUUGUUUGUUUUUCUUUUUAACAGCUACUUGAUAAACAGAUUCUGAAAGAGUUUAAGCAAGAUGUUGUGUCACUCUCUCUUGUAGCUGGUCCAAUCAAAGGAGGAGGUCUGAUUCUUUUAUAAAUUGAUUAUUGAUACAUUUUCAGCGAUAAUAUAAGAUCCCAAUGUGCUUAUUUUAAGUUAACGUUGGCUACACUGUAAGCAGUGCGAACUAGUGUCUCCAUUUCUAUUAUUUCAGUUUACAGAUAAAAAGUGUUCAUCAAAUAAACUCUAGGCACUGUCGAGGGGUCACUGGUGUCAUUUGAAAUUUAUCCAUGUUAAUUUCCUUCAUUUCUAUAUUAAGGGAAGCACUCUACCAAACCAGUGUAAAUCAAGUGCUAAUAAUUUUUCUCAGAUCUUACACUUUACACCUAUUAAUUUUAUCCCUGUGACAUUGAAUCAGAAGUAGAUGUUUCUGAUGGAAUUUAAAUCAAAACUUGAAUGUUGUCAUUUGUCUUGAACCUCAAAUUCAAGUAAAAAUUGAGAACAUAGGCUUCAAAAUAAAAACCUUUGUUGUCUUAAAUUGACCAAAGAUCAAUUAAACUUCAUUGAUAUCCCUUAAAUAAAUUUAUUUCAUACCUUGUUUAAUAGAUCCAUUGUUGAUUAAUAAAUUAAUAUUUAACAAAUAAUACACUGUUACAAAUCAACAGGAAAAUGUUCGCUACCACCAGCUAAAGAAAUAGAGGAAUGGUUUAUAAGUUCCUACCAGAAGUCAAUAGGUAACACUGUCACCAAAGAGGCCAUAUUCAAUAGUGCCUGCGAACAUUUCAAAGGUUAUGCCAGCAAGGAGGCCUUGCAUCGUUUCAUUUUUGAAAUUCUAGGCAGAAACAUAUUCGACGUGCAUAAGGACUUCAGGGGUAUAAGAAUGAAAAAGGGAAGAAAAACCAUUCACCACCUGAGACCUAAAAUAACUACGGUGGUCCCAGGAGAGCGUGUAAAUACCACUGGUCUUGAGGGAACACCAGAAAAUGUAAAAAUUGACUCUACAGGCCUGGCACAAACACAAAAAAAAGGUGAUAAUGAAGGUGAAUCAGGCGAUGUGGACACCGGAUGCUUGGAAGGACCACAUGAAGAUAAGGACACUGCUGGCCUGGAAGGACCACCAUGUGAUGUGGAUAUCACAGGCCCUGAAGGACCACCAGGUGAUGUGGACACCACAAGCUCGGAAGGACCACCAGGUGAUGUGAAAAUCACAGGCAAGGCAGGAAUAUCAGAUGAAGUGAACAUUGAAGGGAUACCAGAUGAUGUGGACACCACAUGCACUGAAGGACCACAAGGUGAUGUGGACACCCCAGCGGUUGAAGGGACAUCACAUUACGUGGACACCACAGGCACUGAACGACCACAAGGUGAUGUGGACACCCCAGCUGUUGAAGGUACAGUAGACAAUGGGGACACCAAAGGCACUGAAGGACCACAAAGUGAUGUGGACACCUCAGCCAUUAGAGGGACAAUAGACUAUAUGGACACCACAGGCACUGAAGGACCACAAAGUGAUGUGGACACCUCAGCCAUGGAAGGGACAAUAGACAAUAUGGACACCACAGGCACUGAAGGACCACAAAGUGAUGUGGACACCUCAGCCAUGGAAGGGACAAUAGACAAUAUGGACACCACAGGCACUGAAGGACCACAAAGUGAUGUGGACACCUCAGCCAUGGAAGGGACAAUAGACGAUAUGGACACCACAGGCACUGAAGGACCACAAGGUGACGGGGAUACCUCAGCCAUUGAAGGGACAUUAGACGAUGUGGCCACCACAGGCACUGAAGGACCACAAGGUGAUGUGAACACCUCAGCUGCUGAAGGGACAACAGAUGAUGUGGACACCACAGGCCUGGAAAAAACACCUUGGAAAAAAGAUGUGGACAUGACAGGCCUGGAAACAACAGCAACAAGUAAUAGUGUGGAGACAACAGGCCUGGAUGAAGGUGAUGUGGACACUACAGGCCUGGAAAGAAAACCAGGAAAUGAAGAUUUGUUCCACACAGGUUUGGAAGAACCACUACAAAAAAGUGAGACGGCAACCUUUGCUCCCCUUGACCAGGAUGGAUUGCCAGAUCUGUGGGAAAUGCCAGACUGGGAUGAUACAGGCAUAAGUACAAAACCACUAGUUUUUGAGCAAAAAUCCUUUCUUUCAAAAAGCUGGAGUAACACUAAGAUAAAAGAAAUAAAGCCAAAAGAUCUCAACUGCUCAAGCUUUGAACAACUGUUGGCAGAAAAAAUCCCUUGUCCAUCAAUGCGCAUGAAUAACAGUGAAAGAAUUCGAAUUUAUCAGGAAUCAUCUCAGUGUAGCAACAACAUUGACAAUACUUUUCGAGCAUUCCUUUGUUAUGCCUUCCCCCCGCUUGAAAUUUCUACAAAAGUGGCUAAAGAAUUCAGGGACUUAACAUACGAGUCUGACCGAUUCCCACAGUAUACAUGCAUAUGUCUGUCAAGGUUACGAAAUAAGAUCAGGGUGUCAAUCCGUUGUGAAAUUUGCAAACUCUAUGAAGAGAGCUGUCUGCGAAGAGGACAAUUUAUCAAGUUAGGAAAAUCUACGCAAAAGGAGUUUGAUGGAAUAUCACAGGUGGUGGCUCACCACCAAUCCAGAGUCCAUCAGUCUGCUGCCAUGUACCUCUCAGGCUCAAAAGAGCUGGAUGAGGAUGUAAGUAGCAAUAGAGGUGUAGUAGGAGAUGCUAAGCCAUUGCCU
Messenger RNA from Porites lobata, 3819 nucleotides. The record is from the annotation of a GenBank genome assembly. NCBI's taxonomy places the organism in Eukaryota, Metazoa, Cnidaria, Anthozoa, Scleractinia, Poritidae.